UCUAUCAUCAAAUACUGUAAAAAAGAAAAAGUAUAAUCAAAGUGGAAGGAGUGCGUGUGCAGCAUAGCAUGGAUUCUUUUGAAGCAAUGAGGUGCAAUAGAAAAUGGAACAUAAGCAUAGCAUACAACAUGAUGAAUCCACUGUCUCAAGCAGAAACACUCUUGUCCAUGUCUGGUUUCUCCAACAACAACAACAAACUUAGACGUCUCCCUCACGUGUUCAGCAGGAUCCUCCAACUUCCGUUACGGUCGGAUGCUGACGUGUCUAUAGAAGAAGAACCUACCUGUUUCCGAUUUGUGGCGGAAACAGACUCAUCACUCGGACAUGUGGAGACUCACACGCUUCAUAUCCAUCCAGGUGUCACUAAGAUUGUUGUAAGGGCAAGUCACUCACUUCACUUUUCUUUGGAUGAUCUUCAUCCUGAUAUCUGGAGGUUUCGUUUGCCAGAAUCUGUUGUUCCGGAGCUCGCCACUGCUGUGUUUGUCGAUGGCGAACUCAUCGUCACUGUGCCUAAAGCUUUUGACGAUGAGAACACUCCUGAACCUAUUGGUGGUGGUGGUGCUACACUAGUGUUUGUUCAGUGAAUUUUGUUUUGAUUAAAAUUAUAAUAAUAAUAAUUGAACGUUGUUUUGUUAUUUUAUUUCAUUUGAAAAUUGAAACAUAACUUAUUGUUGGAUUCACAACCAGACUGUUGUUUCAUUUUUAAUAAUUCGUGUUCUUUUGUUCGCAUGGUAACAGUGUUGUUAUGGUUUCAUGUCUGGCGGCAUUGUCAAUUUUCCUCAUU
Medicago truncatula (barrel medic) is the source of this 784-nucleotide messenger RNA. RefSeq lists its product as uncharacterized. The transcript has a single exon. NCBI's taxonomy places the organism in Eukaryota, Viridiplantae, Streptophyta, Magnoliopsida, Fabales, Fabaceae. The coding region runs from base 69 to 584 and encodes 171 amino acids. The record is from RefSeq and is a predicted model, not a curated record.